GCAACACUGACGACAACCAAAGACAAGCUCCAGUAGCUAUUAUGGCACACCUAACGACACCGGCGUACUGGUUAACUUACUUCGAACAACUUUAAUAUUUGAUGUACUCUUAACUUUACGUACAGUGUCUUGUGUCAGAUUGCUGUCAAGUACAGACGACAGUUAGCCACAAUUAACGGCGAGUAGAGGGAGUACGAAAGCGGAAGAACUUUCUGUUAGCGGAGUGCAGCAGUAGUUAGCUUAAGUAGUUAGCCUGACAAGUAGCUGAUAUAACGUCGCUCGGUAGCAGCUAGCAGGCUAGCCUGCUCCCUUUGCUGUCAUGCCUGGAGUUCCUCGAGAUUUCACUGCGUAAACGAGAAUACCUAGCAGUUAGCCGGUUAGCUUACAGACCUCCAGAAGCAGUUUGUACUACCACCGAGGCGUAGACAGGGCGGGCUGGACUCGGAGCAGUGACAGGGCUGAAUUAACUCACAGCUGAGAUUUGGGCUGUAGCCGGCUGGAGAUAUCUCACAUACACACAUCCUUCCCGAAUUCCCGAUGAGAUGAGAAGGAGCUUGUCAUACUGAGUUUCUGCGAAAUGGUCGUGGAGCUGUAACAAAGCCAAAGGUUUUAAAAUAAGACAUCUCGACCCGGCCCACAAGGAGUGUCAGCCUUUUCUCUUUGCCAAAAAAUACAAACAUCCGUCAAGACUGCAGAAAUGCUGACUGACAACAGGAAGCGACAUCGUAGCUGUGACAGUGAGGAGGACCAGCAGCUGAGUCCUCAGGCCAAGAGGUCAGGAGGGGGUCCCAGCCUGCUUGUGUCAGAUUUGGACUCAGAGUCUUCCAGCAGUGACAGCAGUAAUGGAACCAGUAGUCCAGAGAGAGCAAUAGUGGUCACUACCAGGCCAUGCAUACACAGCCAGAACAACUGCAUCACCCAGUACUCCCUCAGCCCAAAUCCUGAAGACUCUGCCAGCUCCUUGCAGCACGGUUUCCAUGGCAACGACAGCAGUGUCUCCUACGACUACAUCAACAGAGUCCUGAGGGAGGCGCACUUCAGCAGUCUGCAAACCAGAGGGCGUCCGGGCUCGACAUGACUGUGACCUCUGACCCCUCUCCUGACCUUUUGUCCCUCGCCCAUCAGUGCAGACACUACUGGCACGGUGGCUCCUUGAAGCCUCAAGAAACACACUCGGGUCAGGAGGAAGUGGGGGAUGAUGUGUGGGGAGGUUUACAGAUUUUGGGCACAAAGGCUUGUCCCCACUUUGCCAUGUACCAUUUGUCAAGACCAUAAGCACAUCCGCCUUUCCAUGGCCCAGCCACUGUGGUUUUAUGUGCAGUAUUGAUGUGUAUGUGUGUGUGUGUGUGUGUGUGUGCGUGCGUGUGUACACGCACCCUGUGCACUUUAUAAAGAGGUAUCAUUCUCUUUACAUGCGUGCGUUGAUGUGUGGACAUAUUCAUUGGUGCUAAUCACAAGAAACAUGUGAUGAUGAUCCAAAGUGCUUGCAAGACUAAAUAAAGCUAAGCACUUUACUCAGUAACUCCUCAUUCUGUUUACUCUUGACUGGGGAAGUCAGUCACAUGUUCGUGUCUGCGAAGUGGGAGUUGUUGCGAUCCCACUCACAGAGUAAGUCGAUGGAGGCCAACGGAUUCACUCCCAAGGAGCAUUAUUAAAACAAUCCAGUGAAAAAAACAUUUUAGGCCUUAUCUGUUUUCUCUAACCAAAGUAAUAAAGUUAGAGUAAACUUUAUGUUUGCAGUUACUUUCACUAGCUAAAUGACACUAGAACAUGUAGGUGUGGCAGGUCAGUAGGUUCAAGGUAAUGGAACAGAGAUUCUUCAUGAGCCUCACCGCCAAAAUCCAACCUCAGAUUAGACCCUGGCUAAUUAUAGAGCUGAGAGCAGGCACUGGAGUCUGCGGCUCUAGAAGCACUUUGCUCAGCACAGUGCUUCUAACAAAAACUAGCCCUCAAGAGGGGGCUCUCUAAAAUGAUUUAGAUCCAGGUGUUCAUUUCUUAAACAUUUAACACAUCAUGUGUAGUGAGCCAGUGAGUGUGUCAUAAGCCUGUCAGCCAUACUUGUUUAUGGAUGGUUUAAUAUGACCAGUACACUGUGUUGCAAAUAAAAUAAGAGGUGUGAAAGUGAUAGUGAUUCAUAUUUUAUGUAAUGUUCCAAAUCAUUUGACAUUGAAAUAAAGUGUUACUGAAAGUGA
Molecule: messenger RNA, 2192 nt
Organism: Lates calcarifer (barramundi perch)
Lineage: Eukaryota; Metazoa; Chordata; Actinopteri; Centropomidae
Product: protein FAM104A-like
Exons: 3
Coding region: 698-1078 (126 amino acids)
Source: RefSeq, a predicted model, not a curated record